Molecule: messenger RNA, 1569 nt
Organism: Prosopis cineraria
Lineage: Eukaryota; Viridiplantae; Streptophyta; Magnoliopsida; Fabales; Fabaceae
Exons: 7
Coding region: 121-1476 (451 amino acids)
Source: RefSeq, a predicted model, not a curated record
UGCAUGGAAGCACAAAACCAUCACCACCAGAACUUCUCUCUCACUUCUUGACCAGUUUGAAGAUUUUUUUUUUUUGCUUAGGUUAUCGCUGGUCGUUCUUCUUUCUGUUUUUGGAUAGACAUGAAGAAAAACUCAAUUUCCUGUACAAAUCAUGAGAGUGAAUCAUUUUCUGCAGAAACAAGAAGACAAUACCACCGUGUUGUCACAGAACAAACAAGAACACACGAUCAAUGUUCUCUGAAAUUGGCUGCUCUAGUUACCUCCCAAAAUACUCCAACUGUUCUGCCUGCAUUUUUUGUUGCUUUCCUGCUUCUUCUUUCUUCAAUUAGCCCCCCGGUCUUGUCUCACCCCUUACCCUUCAACCAAACUCUCAGAAUCAGAGCUCUUUUAAGCAAGAUCAACAAGCCUUCUCUAAAGACAAUUGAGAGCCCGGAUGGGGAUUUGAUUGACUGUGUUUUAUUUCAUCAGCAGCCAGCUUUUGACCAUCCUGAGCUUCAAGGACAAAGACAGAGACUGUUGGAUCCACCAGAAAGGCCAAAAGGCCACGACAAGGCAGAAACAGAACAAGAGAGCUUUCAGCUAUGGACCGAUUCUGGGGACUCAUGCCCGGAAGGAACUGUUCCAAUUAGAAGAACAAGAGAGGAAGAUAUUCUGAGGUCAAGUUCCAUUCAGAGAUUUGGAAGAAAACAAGGUAGGGGUGUACGGAGAGACUCAUCUGCCAGCGGCCAUGAGCAUGCAGUGGUUUUUGUGAAUGGAGAUCAAUACUAUGGAGCAAAGGCAAGUAUAAACGUAUGGGCUCCCCAGGUGACGAAUCAAGACGAAUUUAGCUUGUCACAGAUAUGGGUUAUUGCUGGAUCCUUUGGGAAUGAUCUAAAUACCAUAGAAGCUGGUUGGCAGGUGAGCCCACGGCUAUAUGGAGAUAAUAAUCCAAGGUUCUUCACUUAUUGGACAACAGAUGCAUAUCAAGUGACAGGAUGCUACAACUUGCUGUGCUCAGGCUUUGUUCAAACCAACAACAGGAUAGCAAUAGGAGCUGCAAUAUCCCCAAGAUCUGUAUAUAAUGGAAGACAGUUUGAUAUUGGCUUAAUGAUUUGGAAGGAUCCGAAACAUGGGCACUGGUGGCUGGAGAUCGGGUCGGGCAGGCUGGUCGGGUACUGGCCGGCGAACUUGUUCAGUCAUCUGAGGAGGGAAGCGAGCAUGGUGCAAUUUGGAGGGGAAAUAGUGAACUCAGAGUCAAGGGGUUACCACACGAGCACUCAGAUGGGAAGUGGCAAGUUUGCAGAGGAAGGGUACAGAAAAGCAGCAUAUUUCAGGAACUUGCAAGUGGUGGAUUGGGAUAAUAGCUUGCUUCCUCUAUCUAAUAUUCACCACUUGGCUGAUCACUCCAAUUGCUACAGUAUCAGAUUGGCAGCAAACCAAGUUUGGGGCACUUACUUUUAUUAUGGAGGCCCUGGAAGGAAUGUCAGAUGCCCCUGAUGAAAUAAAUGUCACUGCUUUUGUUUUUUUGGAUUUUAUUUUUCUCAUGGUUUUUCAUUGUUUUGCCAUUAAAAAAAAUGUCCAUUUGGUUUA